Messenger RNA from Drosophila rhopaloa, 1582 nucleotides. Its product is annotated as zinc finger protein 132-like. Gene Ontology annotation, biological process: regulation of transcription by RNA polymerase II. Gene Ontology annotation, cellular component: nucleus. Gene Ontology annotation, molecular function: RNA polymerase II cis-regulatory region sequence-specific DNA binding; zinc ion binding; DNA-binding transcription factor activity. Bases 47 to 1507 code for a protein of 486 amino acids. The record is from RefSeq and is a predicted model, not a curated record. NCBI's taxonomy places the organism in Eukaryota, Metazoa, Arthropoda, Insecta, Diptera, Drosophilidae. The transcript has 2 exons.
GUCACACUGAAUAUAGCAGUUUACAGCAAACAAACAAAAGAUAUGUAUGGAAUUACUACAAAAUUUUAAAGCAAUAAUGGAAAUAUGUCGAGCUUGUCUGGUAAAGGAUAGAGCCUUGGUUAACAUAUUUGAUGGUUCCCAAACAUUGAAUAUUUCAAUAGCGGAUAUGAUAUCUGAAAGUACGGGGUUUUCAGUUCAGAAAGGAGAUUCACUUCCUGAAGUGAUUUGCAAUCCUUGCCUUCAGGAUGUGCAAAAUGCCUUUGAGAUUAAGCAAACCUACGAGAGAAGCUACCAACUCUACUGCAAAGGGAAAGAAGAAUAUCUGGAGCAGGACUACAAAGCAAACCUUUUCCAUGGCCAAAUGAAGGAGGAAGACAUUGAUGAGGAGUUCCUAGACGAAGACGAAGAAUUGUGCAAGUCUGCACAAUUUAAAAAAUUGAACUUUGGCGAAAAAGUCAAUUGUUUGCUUAACCAAUUGAGGGAAGCAGACACUCAGGUACAUCUCCAGGAGAAAAAAUUGGUCAAAACUUCCGAUCGUAGAAGUCAGAGGUCUAAUUAUGUCGAGAAAACCAUUAAUUUGGAUAACCAAGUUAAGAAGCAAACAAUUGAGAAUGAUUUUCUCGACAAAGUAUUGUAUCAUGUUAAGGAAGAAGCCAAUGAGAUGGAGUUCCUGGACGAAGAAUCGAGCAUAACUUCAGACUGUGAAAGCCAGCAAUGGACUUGGUAUCAGAAAUACCACCAGUUUGAUGUCCAAGAUCUCAAAGAACUGCAUAUGAAAAGCGGAAAAGAUAAAGCAGGUCUAGAGGAAAAUAAGACAUUUAUCAACGACAAUAUUAAAGUAAGAAAUGAGCCCAUUUAUAAUGAAUUAUCGAACGAAGAUUUUGCAUUUGAUGAAUGCACGGGUCUGGUUAAUAUCAAGGAGUCUAAAAAAUCUAAAAGAUUAGCCCACAAUCACCCUCUUAAAUGUUCCCACUGCCCGAAAACCUAUACCUAUUUAUCAAAACUUAGGAUACACCUUCAAACUCACACGAAGGAACGGCCCCAUCACUGUUCUUAUUGUCCAAAAACAUUUGCAUCUUUAUAUAAUCUUAACCAACACCUUAGAAUUCACAACGGCAGUCUUUUCAAGUGUCCGCAAUGUCUUAAGUGCUAUCCCCAUAAGUCCACUCUAAAGAACCACAUCCUCACUCAUAAUACUAAGGGAACGCGAAAGUACAAGUGCUCCCAUUGCUCAAAACAUUUUUCAUUCUUAAACCUGCUUGAAUUACACAGUUUAUUGCAUACCGACACCCGCAAGCAUAGAAAAAAAUGUCCUCAUUGCCCAGAGGUCUUUAGUCAAAAUUCAGUUCUUACAAAGCAUUUCCUUACUCAUAGGCAAGAAAGUCCACACCAAUGUUCUUUUUGCCCGUUGUACUUCAAAAAUGUUAAAUAUCUUAACGACCACAUAAGAACUCAUAUCGGUAAACGGCCUUUUCAGCUGGUUCUGUCGAAAGACCGUCAAAGUUAAACUGUGUUUGUUUUUCGAAUAUUAAUAUUUAUGUAAAAUAAAAAAAUUAGUGAAAUACUUCAUAUCAACUGUGAA